AUGGAUUUGAGGGACAAUGGAAUACAAGAAGCAAUUCCCUGUUUUUUGGAUGUCCGUUUUGUUAUGGCUCCUUAUGAAAGGAUGGUUUUUGAGCUAUUCUAUGACGUUGCCCCCUUUACUGCGGAAAAUUUCCGUGCGUUAUGUUCAGGAGAAAAAGGAGUGAGUGCUAAAACUGGAAGGCCUCUGGGGUACAAACGGAGUUUCUUUCAUCCUUAUAAGGAAGGUGACUCCUACGUAAAGGGAGGUCUAUUUUCCUACAAAACAGGUGAAAGUGGAGAAAGCAUAUAUACCCCACGUUUCCCGCUUGACUUAAAUAAUAAUCUCAAACACGACAAGGAAGGGCUUUUAUCUAUGUCCAGAAGAGACCAAGAAGCUUCUAAUUCUUGUUUUGUGAUCACAUUGGAAGCUGAUCCUAGUCUUGACAGCUCUCAUGUGGUCUUUGGGAAGCUUGUGGGAGGAUUAGAUACUCUACGAGCAAUUAGAGAUCAUGAUUUCUUUCCGCCGGUUAAAAUAAUCGAUAGUGGUGUUUUAUCCAGAAAUAUUCCUCGUGACGUGAUUAUGAGGCCUUAUCGGUCUUCUGAUGCGGUGUCUUUUGAUACUAUGUCUUCUGAGGGGGAGCAGGAGGAUGAAGAUAGUGCGGGUGAAGAAGGGCCAUCUUCCUCCAGCCCAGAUUCACAACCAUGCUUCCCCUAG
Molecule: messenger RNA, 693 nt
Organism: Neltuma alba
Lineage: Eukaryota; Viridiplantae; Streptophyta; Magnoliopsida; Fabales; Fabaceae
Product: peptidyl-prolyl cis-trans isomerase-like
Exons: 10
Coding region: 1-693 (230 amino acids)
Biological process (GO): protein peptidyl-prolyl isomerization; protein folding
Cellular component (GO): cytoplasm
Molecular function (GO): cyclosporin A binding; peptidyl-prolyl cis-trans isomerase activity
Source: RefSeq, a predicted model, not a curated record